This is a messenger RNA of Astrephomene gubernaculifera, 982 nucleotides long. NCBI's taxonomy places the organism in Eukaryota, Viridiplantae, Chlorophyta, Chlorophyceae, Chlamydomonadales, Astrephomenaceae. The record is from the annotation of a GenBank genome assembly.
UGCCCCGAGGGCCUGGUAGUAGUUGGAUCAGCGUCCUUCUUUCCUUGGUCGCUGGGCGCCUUCGAUUGUCUGCUAGACGCGUGGAGUUGCAGCAGUUUUUUAGCUGAACCUACCAACACAUUAAAAGAUCUGUAUUUGGGGAACCUGUGCCCAGACCAGAAUCCUUGCUUCACACACCAGCGGUGCCAUUGCUGCAGCACCGAAGGACUGCCUGCUUAGACGUUUAAAAGCCCCCUACAAGGUGAACACCACUAACUAACAGGGCGAGUGCGGAUCGGGAGCUGCUUGCAGCUCUGCAAGAGGCGAGGGACGAGUUGGAGCAGACACAGGCAUUGUCUGCGGACGAGCAGCAGCUGUUGAGUGCGAUCUUAGACAGUCAGGCUUAUCAGAAGCUAGAUUCGGAUCAUGCAUCGGGUCUGGAGCCGCUCGGGCAGCGGCCUCCUGAACCGGCAGGUACCGCAGCUCAGAAGAAGAUUAUGCAGGCAGCCAUCAGCAAAUGGGAAAGCAGGGCCGAAGGCUUAGUACAACAGCACCAGAAGAACGUGACAGCCUUUGGGGACGACCUUCAGAUGCAGAGGUCGGAGCUGCGGCGCCGUUGGGGUGCCACGCUGCUUCUGGGGCAGACCUCGGGAGCUGGGGGGUCAGGGCCUUCGGCGACGGAGGGCGUGCUGGCGCCGGAUGUUGGCCAGGGCUCCGGCGGCCUGGGUGACGGGUUGGCCGCCGGAGGCGGCGCGCUAGGCGGGGGCGACCACACGACUCCGGGUGGCCCGGUUUCCCUCCCUCCCCCCCUCCCUCCCUUAUGCCCGGCGCUGUUGAGCCCGGUUUCCCUCCCUCCCCCCUCCCUCCCUUAUGCCCGGCGCUGUUGAGCCCGGUUUCCCUCCCUCCCCCCUCCCUCCCUUAUGCCCGGCGCUGUCGAGCCCGGUUCCCCUCCCUUCCCCCCUCCCCCCCUUAUGCCCGGCGCUGUUGAGCCCGGUUCCCCUCU